GCGCGCUGUCCGUCGAAUGGAUCGGGUGUGGCGACGCGUCCAGGGAGCAUCGGCAGCCGGGGGUGGGCGUCGCGGCGCGACCGCGUGCUGCGGAUGCCCGACGCAACCUUGUCAACUGCACGUGGACCAACGUGCCAAGCGGGGCGGCGGGGGUCGAAAAUCGCGAGGUGGCGGCGGCGGCGGCGGUGGUCCGCGAACGAUUGUUUGCGGAUGUCAGGUUCAGCCCUGCCCCGUUCAUCCCGUCCUCGUGAGAGUGAGGAGAACCCGGCCUUCCACCGCCGCUAACUGCAACGCGUCGUCGGCGGCCAACGCGAAUCGCGAAUGUGACUGCCCUCAGGAUCGUCCUUGCCCCCAUACACCGAAAAGCUCAGUUCCGCGCAGGGUGCGACGCAGAUGCGAUUGUGCGGAGCAAGGGUCAUCAUCCUGUCAGCAUCCGCACCACGUGGCAGGCGUCGCCGGUACACCUUGUCGUCGUCCCCCUUUGUCGUCGUCGGGGAUGUCGAACGGUGGUUGCGAUUGUGCCGACAAGUCGUCGUGUCCUCACGUCGUUGCAGGUGCGGAUAGUGCGAGUUGUGAUUGCGUGGCAAAGCCAUGUUACCACACGGUUAAAACGCGCGGCGGUAAUCGCGUCGGUUCGCAAUUGGGCAAUUGCAAUUGUACGGCGUCUUCUUCGUGUCCCCACAAACCGGCUUCGGAGGGACGUAUAAAACGUGUCAAGUGUAGAGUUAGGAGAGCGGGAUGUGCUAUGGCCAGAUGUACCGCCGAACUGGCGAUGCUUCACCUUCAUUGGGAACUUGCCGCGGAAUGCGCACCGUGCAGACCCAGAGCACUGACGAGAAGACUAUGCCGCAGACAGCAGAGUGACAAUGAACUGUAUCGCAGCAACAGUUUCAAAUUCGAAAGAUUCGAAAGGAGCAGAGAAGAGCAGACAACUCCGCUCAAGAAACAGAUAUCUCUCUGCGACGAUUACAGUCUACCCGUUGAUUUUGUUAACAAAAGAAGACCGGCGAGCGUCGCGGUACCCUCGGCAUCGGCUGCGGCAACUUCCACCGUCCAAUGGGCCCUCCCGAGUCCAACCGCCGAAAAUGCUGAAAUCGAGGUCGUAGAGCAGUACAGCGAUCCGAGAGACAGUAAAAAUAAAUCCUACUCCGAACCGAGCGCCGAAGUCCCCUUGCCAAAGGUAUACGCCAAGGUCAACCGAGAUUACUGCAGACCUUACACAGAUCCGUCGGCGUCGGAGUCGUCCUGCGCGGAGGACGAGGAGGUGGGCAAACUCGGUGAAAUCCGUCGGCGGAGGAACAGCCUUUACAAAUCGGUUGGUAAAAGUUCACCCUUGUUAUUCGACGAGGAUACGUUGCCACCCAGCGACGCGGUGAUAGUCGAUUGCGUCGCCCUGGUCCACCUGGCGGCCGAUCAAUCCCCGAGCGAUUCGGGUCAACCGAUUCGUCAUCCGUCGCCGUAUUAUUACGGCGAUCUCUUCAAGGCUUCCGAGGAGCUACCGAGGCCGCAGCCGGGCAGAUACCGCAAAAGCGUGAGCUUGGACGUACCGGGUGAAAGGUCGAGGACACCGGGAUUACCGAAACGGAACUCGGUGGCCGGCGAUGGGGGCGGAACUUUCGAUCAGACUCCCGAUCUAGCGAGCCCGACGUCCGGCGGCGAAUCGCAGCAUGCCGUACCCAACGAAAGAACGGAAAUACUGUCGUCGUGCAUCAUCACGGAGUGGGACAACACCCUCAUGCCUACGCAUCGUUUGCUCAGUCACGAUUUGCCAACGACCGUGUGCACCUGCGUCGUGUCACCGGACGAUGAGGAUGUAGAUCCCCCUUUGCGCCAGGCGCGCAAAUUACGACGUACCAGAAAAAUCGACCCUCAAUCGAUACUGCUUGAGGACGAGGCCGACGACGAAGCGGCCGACAGAGAAACAGCCGAGAUGGCCAGACAGCGUCGCCUCUACGAGACGGCGUUCGAUUGCAAGGUGAGUCGAUCGGACGACGACCUCGACGAUCUGGAUCGCGUCACCAAUCACGCGGUUCUCCACUCCCAUUCGAGGAUCGCGUCCGUCCAACCGAGGACCUCAUCGCCGCCGGGUCGGGUGUUCGACUCGGCGUUCGAACCGGUAAAUUGCGUACUCGGUGGUGUUUAUCCUUCCAAGGAUCGUCGCAAGGUCGUACUGCUGAGGCCGAAGCCGAUACCGAGUCGUCUGCAGCAGCCGGACGCCGUGUCCGCGACGUCGCACGACUUCGAAUCCCUCCAGAUAAAUUCGAGCGACGAGAAAAAUUCGUCUACACCUCGUCUACCGCUGCGCGGCUACGCUCCGGCGCCGCCCUCCCCGCCGUCGACGGCCCCGCUUCCGGCCAAAUUUCACGGUCGCAAGGACGAUCACCUACUCCUGAACAUUCGCAGCGCUCCGAAUCUCCCCACACAAACCGACCACCCCCGUUUCAAGGACACCCGCCUCCCGGUCAAAUCCGUACGAGCCAAAGAAUCGCCUCAGAGCAGCGAGGGGAGUAUACUCGAAAUAAAAGGACGACCCAAAAACGGUCCAACCGACGCUCAAGGGCGACGUUUCGACAAGGAACUGAUCCUCGAGUUCAAAGGUAGGCCGAAGGAGGAACGACAACGUCCGAGAAGUUUGAUCCGCGAGACACGUCCCAUUAUGGAAUUCAAGGGAAGGCCUCACGAGGCGGAAGAACACCUACCGAGACCGCUGCAGAGGGAGUCGGGUCUGCUGGAAUUCAAGCUGAGAACGACCCGGAGAAGGGUGGGUUACUCCAGCACGGAGAGCAUGGCGACGAGCAGCAGCGGCGGCAGCAUGGAAUCCAUCAGGAGCAGCACCAGCGAAGGAAAUCGCUCGACCAGCAGCUCGGAAAGUAGGCACAGCACGAGUCUGAGUUCUCACAGUUCGGACAGCGGCAGUACGAGCUGUAUGCACAAUCAUCAGCAGAACACGUUGUCCGGCUUUCUGACGCAUCACGCGAACAAACUUCACAUACUCUCACCGAUAUCCGACAAAUCGUCUCAAGAGCCGGCUUCCGAGACAUCGGACAACAAUCGUAACAACAAUUCGCAGAAGGGUUCGCCGGAGGAAUCGGCUCUACUGCUGCAGACCACCGAUCAGAAUACGGGGGUGACCGGUAACGCCAAUACAAACGUAACGUCGCCGACGGACACCCCGUUCAAGAAACGUCGAACACCGCAGAAUAAGAAUCUGAUAAAUCUGGCGUUGCAGUCGUCGUCGUCGGGAGACGCCGAGAUCCAGGGAUCGGACAGCGGUAUAUCGAUAGAAUCUAGGGCCGGUAUAAAGUGCAAACCAUUCGGUUUUCACCUUAUCAAUCCCCAGUUGGAUAACUUGAACCUCGUCGACAACGAGCCGGAAUUAUCAGACCUUCCCUUCGAUAUGCCGAAACUUCGCCGACGAAGAUUACUUAUGCAACAGGACGCGACAACUUCCGGCAGCGCUACGAGCGUCGACCUCAGGGACCUGCCCUUCGACAUGCCGAAGCUGAGGAGGAGACUGAGGUGCACGCAGAGCGUGGAGUCGAGCGCUUCGCAGGCGUCGUCCAGUCUCUCGAUUCGAGACGUUGACGCGCCAAUUUUAUUCGGCGGCGGUAUGGCGCGGCCAAAAAUGACGCUGAAUCUGGACGCCGGGGUUGACGUGGGUGGCGGUAAAAUCGGACCUAAAAAACCCGGAGGGCUCAGUCUAGGACUACCUCUGGAAAUUGGUACGUUACGAGCCUCCGCCGAUCUGGUUGACGCCGAUCUCCCGUUGGAGAGACAAGGGUGGUACCACGGAUCGAUAACUCGAAUAGAGGCCGAAUCGGUUCUACGUUUGCUGAGGGAGGGAAGUUAUCUGGUCAGAAACAGCGAGUCCACAAAACAGGACUAUUCCCUGUCCCUCAAGAGCGCCAGAGGGUUCAUGCACAUGCGUAUCCAACGCAACGACGAACUGAACGCUUACAUAUUGGGUCAGUUCAGCAAGCCGUUCGCAACGAUACCGGAGAUGGUCCGUCACUUCAGCGUGAAUCGCUUGCCGAUCAGAGGAGCCGAGCACAUGUGCCUCCUGCAUCCGGUGAUCGCCCAACUUUUGUAGCGCAUCUAUCGCAGCGCCCUUUAAGGCGCUACGCAAACCGUUUACGAAUCACGAUUACCUGUAAAAAGGAUUUACGAUUCCAUCGGCACACUGGACAAUUGGCGUCGGAAAGGAUUUUUAUUUCCUAGCUGCGGACGGCAGCUUCGACGUUAUGUUAUCUACUUCCGUACGUACUUCGUAGGUACUUUGAAACGCGGUCUUCCCUUUGAAACGUGAACGAAGACUAAAACUACUGGAACUGAUGAAGAAAAAUUUAUUUCACUUCUACGCGGUAUAGAUUAUGAGGACCGUACGUUUCGAUACAUUCGGAUGAAAUGAUCAUCGUUCCAUGGAGAUUCCGCUAAAUUUUUGGUCUUCUUAUCGGGAAAAAAAAAAAGACGACUUACUUCGGGUAAAAAAAUCAAUAAGAGGAUAUGACUGCAAAAUUGGAUUGUCGUACAAGAAAUGAAUGACAGAAAAGAUACACAUGGUGUAGUCGCUGCAAACUCCCGCAGAUAUACCCAAAUGCCAAAAAAUUCGUCGAUAAUACUGUAUGUAAUUAAUACCGUCUAUAAUUAAUAUAAUGAUUAUACAGAUAAUAAUUUGUUGUCGUAAUCGUUCGUUAUUAUAUUGUUGGAACGAUAGAUAGAUUAUUUUUCAAAAAAAAAAGUACCAAAAAAAAAAAUAA
Messenger RNA from Athalia rosae (coleseed sawfly), 4757 nucleotides. RefSeq lists its product as uncharacterized. The record is from RefSeq and is a predicted model, not a curated record. Gene Ontology annotation, molecular function: phosphotyrosine residue binding. Lineage: Eukaryota; Metazoa; Arthropoda; Insecta; Hymenoptera; Athaliidae. The coding region runs from base 17 to 4090 and encodes 1357 amino acids. The transcript has 8 exons.